Sorghum bicolor (sorghum) is the source of this 888-nucleotide messenger RNA. RefSeq lists its product as uncharacterized. The transcript is spliced from 3 exons. Lineage: Eukaryota; Viridiplantae; Streptophyta; Magnoliopsida; Poales; Poaceae. Bases 1 to 888 code for a protein of 295 amino acids. The record is from RefSeq and is a predicted model, not a curated record.
AUGGUUACCAUCCAGUCCGUGGCCUACUGCCUCGCCACGGGCAUCACCGAGUCUCUCAGACGCACCCAGGCUUGGCCUAGCGCUCGUGUGGUCGUCUCACCUCCCGCACCUCGCUCCCUCCUCCUCCUCCAGCCGCACCUCGCUGACUCCCCCUCGCCGGCGGCCGCGGCGGCAUCGUUCUCGGAGAGGCACGUCGCGGGACUCAGCGCGGUAGAAGGGCAGGAAGGAAGGAGCGGCAACGAGGGCGGUUCCUGGGCCGCCACCUCGAAAGCGGCGGGCUCCGGGGACUCGGGGCUGCUCCGCGCCGGCGGCGCAGGUGUAGUGGCGACAGCAGGAGCCCUGCCGCGCGUGCCCUUGUCACGGCGCUUAGAUGAGGGAGGUGUGGCGGCGGCGGCGGACUCAGCGGCGCGGAGGUGCUCCUCGAAGACCUCGAGGACGUCGUGGAUGUGGUCGGUCGGCGGGUGGCCGCGCGCUCGAAGCACAGGCACCCGACAGUCGGCGGGUGGCCGCGCGCUCGGCGACGCGUGCCGCCGCCGCACGCCUGCUGCUGCUCCGGCCGCGGCGCUCCCAGCCACCAGGAACCCGCCACGCGCGCCUGCUGCUGCUCCGGCCGCCGCGCUCCCAGCCCACCAGGAACCCGCCACGUGCGCCUGCUGCUGCUCCGGCCGCGGUGCUCCCAGCCCACCAGGAACCGCCGCGCGCACCUGCUGCUGCUCCAGCCGCCGCGCUCCCAGCCCACCAGGAACCCGCCGCGCGCGCCUGCUGCUGCUCCGGCCGCGGCGCUCCCAGCCCACCAGGAACCCGCCGCGCCUGCUGCUGCUCCCAGCGACCCAGCCCACCAGGAACCCGCUGGUCCUCGGGGCACAGCCCAGCGACGAGGAAGAAUAG